This is a messenger RNA of Perognathus longimembris pacificus (Pacific pocket mouse), 989 nucleotides long. It is a transcript of the gene Rnf225, whose product is annotated as ring finger protein 225. The record is from RefSeq and is a predicted model, not a curated record. Gene Ontology annotation, molecular function: ubiquitin protein ligase activity. Gene Ontology annotation, biological process: protein ubiquitination. Lineage: Eukaryota; Metazoa; Chordata; Mammalia; Rodentia; Heteromyidae. The transcript has a single exon. Bases 1 to 984 code for a protein of 327 amino acids.
AUGCCGUGCCCGCGGCCGCCCUGGCUCCGCCGUCCCCGGGCCCCGCCGUGCUCGAGCCCCGGCUCCCCCGGCGGGUUCUGCACGGCCCCCUCGCCUGGCAGGGGGGAGGACGAGGACGAGGACGCAGAGGAGGAGGCGGACGGCAGCCCGGGCUCAGGCCCCAUCCUGCCCCCCGCCUCGCCCAUGGAGUGCCUCAUCUGCGUGUCGCCCUUCGACGGCGUGUUCAAGCUGCCUAAGCGCCUGGACUGCGGACACGUCUUCUGCCUCGAGUGUCUGGCUCGCCUGUCGUUGGCCACGGCGGGCGGCGGCGACGCGGUGGCCUGCCCGGUGUGCCGCGCACCCACGCGGCUGGCCCCGCGCCGCGGGCUGCCCGCGCUGCCCACCCAGCCGGGGCUGCUGCCCCACGACGCGCGCGCGCCGCUGCGCCAGGGCUCCGUGCGCUUCGACCGCCGCCGCGGGCUGCUCUACCUGCGGCCGCCGCCGCCGCCGCCCGGGCCGCGCAAGAGCCGCAGCGCGCAGGCGCAGGCGCUCGCGCAGGCGCAGGUGCUCGCGCCGCCGCCGCCGCUACGCCUCGGCCGUCCGCUCUCGCGCCGCCUGACGCUCAGCAGCUCGACCUGGGUGUUCAACGCCGCCGUGGUGCUGGCGGUGCUGGUGACUGCAGGCCUGGUGGUCUCGGGGGUCUACAUUUUCUUCCUCAUCCCGCACGCUACCUCCUCCGGCCCCCCGCGGCCCCAGAUCGUGGCGGUGGCGCCCCCACCCGGCCUCCCCUGGUUCCCGCCCAGGCCCGCGCCGCCGUCGGGGCCGCCCGGGAUCCCCGCCUGGACGCCGCGCCCCGCGGGCACAGCCGACUUCCCGCAGGUGCCGGUGGAGGACACGACGGAGCCCGAGCUGGAGCCCGAGCGGGGCGCUGAGGACCCCGUGGAGGACGAGGGGACGGGGGACCCGCCACAGGACGGCGCCCGCGGGGAGGAGGAUGGCCCCUGAGGUCC